UAAUGGUAUCGUGUGCUUAAUAUUGCAUGUUUAUAUCAGCUCCAGGAUGCAUCUUUAUGACAUAUUUAGGAUUAAUGAUAGCUAUUGGAUCUGAAACUGUGUAUGUGGUACCUCAUAGUAGAAUUGAAGGUGCAUUUGCAUUAUUUAUUACAGCAGUGGUAUUAUAAUUAAUUAAAUAAAGCUUUAUGCAAUAUUUUUUGCAAUCAGCUACAAUAGUGAAUAUUCUCAAAUCUAAAGAUAAUAGAAUGUUGAUGAAUGGAUUAAUUCCUAAUAAAUCAGAGAAGCUGAAUUGGAAAUGUAAGAUAUUCCAAAGUUACCAAAAUCAUAAUUGUCUGAAACAGUAGAAUAACAAUAAUGAU
Molecule: messenger RNA, 359 nt
Organism: Paramecium pentaurelia
Lineage: Eukaryota; Ciliophora; Oligohymenophorea; Peniculida; Parameciidae
Source: the annotation of a GenBank genome assembly